Messenger RNA from Phalacrocorax carbo (great cormorant), 2228 nucleotides. NCBI's taxonomy places the organism in Eukaryota, Metazoa, Chordata, Aves, Suliformes, Phalacrocoracidae. The record is from RefSeq and is a predicted model, not a curated record.
UCGCGCAGGACGGAAGAGGGAGCUCGUGGGGCUGGUCGUUCCCGGGGCAGUGGGUGUCGGUGCGAGGAGGCGGUGGCUCGCUUUAACGGCUCUACCGGCCCGGCGGGCGGGGCAGGUCUGUGGGUUGGGAGCGGCCGCUCCGUACCGGGGGUGGGUCCUGCGGCGGGGGGGCGGGCGGUACCGGGAGCCGCAGGCGGGGCAGGCCGGGCGGCGGGGUCCGGCGUGCUGGGGGGCACUGAGGUACCCGCCCGGGGGCGUGGGGCGGGAGCGGCUUGGGGGCGUUACGGGGCGGCUGCUGCCCCGGCGGGCCUGCGGGCAGCCCCGGCCUUGGCCUUCCCGGGAUGAGCGCCCCGGUGCCUGCCGAUGCGCUGGGUCGGAGAGUCCUGUGUGGCGCGGAGUACGCAACGGUGCGCUACGUGGGCGGCGUCCCUCCUACGGCGGGGAUUUGGCUUGGCGUGGAAUGGGAUGAUCCUCAGAGAGGAAAGCAUGAUGGUACCUAUGAAGGAACACAGUAUUUCAAGUGCAGGCAUCCUAGAGGAGGGUCAUUUAUCCGGCCAAACAAGGCAAAUUUUGGAGUAGAUUUCCUUACUGCAGUAAAGGAUCGGUAUGGACUGAAUGAUGAGCACGAUGUUCAACAUGGGACAGACAAUACAUUAGUAUUUGGAAAGAAGACUGUGGAAUUUGUUGGCAUGGAUUCUAUUGCAGAACAACAAAGCCAACUGAACCAGCUGGUAGAUAUCUCAGUGCGUGAGUGUGCAGUGAGCCAUGCUGGUCAGAAAGAGGAAAUCAGCAGAACGUGUACUAAUAUCAGGCAUAUAAAUCUAUCAAAAAAUCUGAUAUCAUCUUGGGAGACAGUAACAGCUAUUGCUUCUCAAGUUCAAAAUCUGGAAACACUUAAUAUCAGUGAAAACAAAAUGAAAUUUCCGUCUACAUCAACAUCUGUAUCCAGUGUAUUUCCAAAAUUGAGGAUUCUGGCACUUAAUCAAACUGAGAUAACUUGGACAGAGGCUCUUCUUUGUGCUCCAGGAUGGCCAGCACUUGAAGAAUUGUACCUCACUUCUAAUAAUAUUACAGUUUUGGAAAGGCCUGAUAAUGUCCUGCAGACCCUGAAGUCGUUAGACCUCUCAGACAACCAGUUACUGGAUGGAAAUCAGCUGCAUCUAAUAGCACAUCUUCCCAGAUUAGAACAGCUAAUACUUAGAAACACUGGAAUAUCUUCUAUAAGCUUUCCUGAUGCUGGAUUUGGAUGCAAGACUAAAAUGUUUCCUUCACUAAAACGCCUUGCAAUAAAUGACAACAAAAUAUCACAGUGGUCAUCUAUCAAUGAGCUUGAUAAACUGCCAAGUUUGCGGUCACUGCAGUGUCACAAUAACCCUUUCAUGGACACAGAGAAGAACCCAGAGACCCUGAGACAGCUGAUUAUUGCCAAGAUAAGUCAACUGGAGGUUUUGAACAAGUCUGAGAUCCUUCCUGCUGAAAGAAAAGGAGCAGAGCUUGAUUAUCGCAAAAUAUUUGGAAAUGACUGGUUAGCAGCUGGCGGGAAUUGGAACCCAGAGAAAAACAAGCCAAGUGAAGAAUUUCUUGCUGCCCAUCCCAGAUACCCAUCACUUUGUCUUAAAUAUGGUGCACCUGAAGAAGGAGAACUGAAGGGACGACAGCCUUUGACGCUGAAGAAUCAGCUGCUGACUUUGACAAUUAAAUGUCCUGAGAAACCUGAACAGAAGCCUGUAGAGAAAAAGCUACCAGACUCUAUGACUAUUCAGAGGGUCAAAGGAUUGCUGUAUCGCCUACUUAAAAUUCCUGGUUCAGAACUGAAACUGUCCUACGAAAGUUCUAAACUGGAAGGAAAAGAAGUUGAACUAGACAAUGACCUAAAGCCUUUGCAGUUUUACUCAAUAGAAAGUGGAGACUGUGUCUUAGUACGGUGGUAAGAAGGGACUCUCUUGAUAGACCAAAGGAAAAGCCAGCGCUGGAGCAGCAGAAGAGUUACGGACUGCCCGCAGACAGCACGGACAGCCUGUGCCUGAACACACAUGCAGGAGAACAUGAAUUUCAUACGUGGCACCAGAGGGCUAUGCAGAGCCUACGCAAUAGGACUUUCAGCUCCUGAACUGAACCGUCAGUCUCCGUGAAAGCGUGUGGCUUUUGGCUGGAUUGUCUUACUUGAGAGACACCAAAUAGUGCUGAAUGCUUCCAUUAAAUAAAACUCAAGGUAACCUUUGCCAAGA